Molecule: messenger RNA, 1224 nt
Organism: Salvia splendens (bonfire salvia)
Lineage: Eukaryota; Viridiplantae; Streptophyta; Magnoliopsida; Lamiales; Lamiaceae
Product: probable polyamine oxidase 5
Exons: 1
Coding region: 1-1224 (407 amino acids)
Molecular function (GO): polyamine oxidase activity
Source: RefSeq, a predicted model, not a curated record
AUGGACGGCGCUCUCGGAGAUCCCGUCACGGCGGCGGAGGGUGGCCACCUCCUACCCCCCGCCUUCGUCGAUCCGAUUUCGCGCCUCUUCUCCAAUCUCAUGGAUUUCAUCCUCGGAAAGUCCGAUCAAUGCCUUGUUAAUGGAGGCGGCGGCGAUCUCAGCGUCGGCUCCUUCCUCCGCCGUGGCCUCGCCUCUUUUCUGGAGAAGGAGAAGAAGGGUACAUCUGUGGGAAGAUGGAGCAAGCGAUCGCUGCAGCAGGCGGUUUUCGCGAUGCACGAGAGCAUACAGCGGACCUACACCUCCGCCGACGAUCUCUCCGGCCUCGACUACAAUGCCGAAAAGGACUACGUUCUCUUCCCCGGCGAGGAGAUCACCGUCGCCGGCGGAUACUCCGGCAUCGUCAACCACCUCGCCUCCGUCCUCCCCGACGAGGUCAUCCAAUUAGACCGAAAAGUCAAAAAAAUUGAGUGGGCCCCAUCCGCCGCCUCCUGCGAAAGCGGCCGCCCCGUCGCUCUACAUUUCAGCGACGGAACGGCCAUGUCCGCGGACCACAUCAUCGUGACGGUGUCCCUCGGGGUGCUCAAGGCCGGGACCACCAGUAGCGGCGAGGGAUGGAAUCUGUUCCAUCCCUCGCUGCCCAGCUGCAAGGCCGGAGCCAUUUCCAGGCUCGGCUACGGCCUUGUUAAUAAGGUGUUUUUGCGUCUUAGCCCGAAUUACCGUGGCGACGACGGGUUCCCGUUCCUGCAAAUGGUGUUCCAUCCCUCGGAUUCCGAGCUGAGGAACCCGAAGGUUCCUCAGUGGAUCCGGAGGACGUGGUUUCUAUGUCCUAUUUAUAGCAACUCGAGAACAGUCUUGUCCUGGUUCACAGGGCAGGAGGCCCUCGAGUUGGAAAAGCUGACUGAUGACGAGAUCAUCGGCGGCUUUUGGAGGACGGUGUCGAAUUUGUUGCCAUCACAGCAACAGAAUGAAAUCAGCCAGAAAUUCGAUAAAGUGUUGAGGACACAAUGGGGGAGUAAUCCGCUGUUUUUGGGAUCAUACAGCUACGUGGCAGUUGGUUCGAGUAUAGAUGACAUGGACACAUUGGCUGAGCCGCUGCCGAAAUACGGCGGCGUGGAUUCAGCUACGCCGCCGCUGCAAAUCCUUUUCGCCGGCGAAGCAACGCAUAAAACGCAUUACUCGACGACUCAUGGAGCCUACUUCAGUUGUCACGCCCGCAUUUCCUAA